GGGGGUGGUGGCGGUGCUACCGCGGCGCCAGCUGCCGGCGCGGUGGCGCCAGCUGCCGGCGGUUCCCGGCGCGUGGGUGAAUCCCUGCCGUUGCUGCCCGGCGGGGUGCCGUCGGGGGUCCCCUCGCACUACGCCGCCAUGUCGGCCUCAUGCGGCGGCGUGCCCUCCACCGCCGCCGCCGCUGUCGUGCCCUCCUCCUGCUCGGUUCCCUUCCGGCUGGCGGUGUACCUGGUGUCCAGCGACCCGGUGCCGGUGGGGGUGCUGGAGGCGGUGUCGGAGGAGAUGAAGUGCCUGAUGCCGCUGGUGUUCGGCGCCAUGCAUGCCGCCAUCCGGGCGGGCGGGCUGGCCACCGCGGAGUGGAACCACCUGCAGACCCAGCUGCUCCAGCGCAGCACCAUCUCCGGCGCGCUGCAGAUGUCGGGCGCCAUGCAGCACGUCACCUGCCUGGAGGGACCGCCGCCCGGACUCGGAGCGGACCGCAGGCCCUCCGCCAACCACCCGCCGCCCCUCGCACUGCCCGGCGGGGGCGGCGGCGGCUGCUCGCCCCUCCCGCCGCAUGCCAAGUCCCCACAGGGCCCACCGCACCACCACCCCGCUCGCUCCCCGCGGUGCGGCAACGGCGGUGGCGGCGCAGCGGGGGCCGCAGCGGCGGCGGCGAGUCCGUCCAUCAUCCGCCGGGGCUCCCUGGGCGGCGGGAGCACGUACGGCAGCACCAGUAGGUUGCGGCUGGCGUCACCGGCACCUCCGCUGGCGGCGGGGGAUCCGCUGCUGGAGUCCAAUCCGCUGUCGCUAUCCGCGCCCUCCUCUCCGCGAGGGGAUGAGGAGGAGGAUGGCGGUGGGGGUGGCGGGGGUGCAGGCGCUGGUGGGGGGGGCGGCGGGGGUGGGGGUGGUCGCGGCGGGGGUGGUCGCAGCCGUCGCGGAGUGCUGCGCGAGGACGCGGAGGACCUGCUGCUGUCGUCCUCGCAGAUGGAUGAGCUGGAUGUGGGGCCGGAGGGGCGCCCGCAUGGGGGGCCAGACUACUGCCCAGUUCGCAAGGUGUCGGCGCCCUGCUACACCAUAUCGAGUCCGGUGCUGCGGCUGGAGGACGUGGUGGGCCCCCGCCCGCUGGAGCUGCUGGUGAGCAGCGCGCGCAGCCGGCUGACUGCGGUGGCUGCGGGCAGCGAGGUGGGCGAGGAGGCGCGGCUGGCGGUGAGCCAGGACCUGGCGGCGGUGGACCUGCACGAGGUCAUCGGCAGCGGGGGGCAGGGGGUGGUGUUCAGGGGCACGCUGCACGGGCUGGAGACGGCGGUCAAGGUGUGGGAGCACAACGCGCGGGCGCCCCUGGAGCACGACGGGGAGUGGCUCUCCGCGGUGGCCCUGGACGCCGCAUGGCAGGAGAACGGAGGGGGAGGGGAGGAGCAGCACAACAACCAGCAGGGCCCCGGUGCGACCCAUGGGUCACCUCAGCAGCCGCCUCAGCAGCAGCAGCAGCCUCCUCCUCAGCAGGGGCAGCAGCCGGGCGGGCAGGAGGCGGUGGUGUCCAGUCGCGACUGCAUCCGGCAAGCCAAGCGCGGCGCCAUGGAGGUGGCGGUGACUGCCACGCUGUCGCACCCCAACGUGGUGCAGACCUACGCGCACUUCUCAGAUGUGGUGGUGGUGGAGCGGCAGACGGCGGGCGGGGGGGCCGGGGGGAGCGGGGCGCCUCCCCAGCUGCGGCUGUGUGCGCACGACGACCCGGUGUUCCGGGGGCAGAAGGCGGGGCCGCUCAACACGGUGCUGUGCCUGGAGUACUGCGACGCCGGCACGCUGCUCACUGCCGCCCGGCGAGGCGACUUCCGGCUGCCCGGCAGCGGCCCGCGGGACGGCCCCGUGUGGCCCGACCUGGUGCCGCUCUACACCAGCCUGCUGGAGGUUGCCCUGGCCCUGCGCUACCUGCACUCCCGCCGCCUGGUGCACUGCGACCUCAAGCCGGGCAACGUGCUGCUGCGCACAUCCACGCGCGACCCGCGGGGCUGGACCUGCAAGCUGAGCGACUUUGGAUGUGUACGGCUGUUGGACGAGUACGGCACGGACGGCUCCCCCGCCUUCCGCAUGGCGCAGGUGUUUGGCACCGUGGCGUACAUGGCUCCGGAGUGCUUCUCCAGAGGCCGGCUGCUGGGGGCGGGCGUGGACGUAUUCGCGUUUGGUGUGUUGAUGUGGGAGCUGAUGCACUGCCGGGCGCCGCAUGCGGGCGUGGAUCCCAAGGACCUGCCGCGCCUGGUGGUCCGCAACAACGCGCGACCCGAGUUCCACCCGCUGGCACCCUCCGACUACUGUGCGCUGGCCUGCCGCUGCUGGUCGCCCGUCCCCGAGCGCCGCCCCUCCGCCACCCAGCUGGUGUCGCAGCUGCAGCAGCUGCUGUCCGGGGCCAAGGCAGCGGCGGCGCAGCAGCAGCAGCAGCGGAAACUGCGCAUGCAGCAGCAGCAGGCACAACAACAGCAGCAGCAGGCCCAGCAGCAGCAACAGCAGGCCCAGCAGCAGCAACAGCAGGCCCAACAACAGCAAACACAGCAGCAGGCAGCAGCAGCAGCGCAACAACAACAACAACAACAGCAGCAGCAAGCCACCCAGCAGCAGCAGCACCCUCAACAGCAACACCCGCAACAGCAGCAGCAGAUGCAGCAGCAGGUGCAGCAGCUGCAGGCGCAGCGGCGAGCCCUACUGCGCUUCCCCUCGGCCGCAUCGCACUCGGAGGCCCGGCUGGGGGACCGGCUGGCCGCCGAGCGGGCGCACCAGGCCUUCAUUCAGGCGCAGGCGCAGGGGCUGGUGGGGGGACCGGGGUCAGGGUCAGGCAAGCCCGCGCAGCUGCAGCGCCCCUCCUCCCCCACCCUGCAUGUCCACCCGCCGGGUCAGCAGCCGCAGCCGCAGCUGUCGAGGUUGCAGCAGCAGUCCUCCCCCGGCGUUACCUCGCCGCACCGGGGAGGCGGGGGGGCGCUGGCGGGCGCCUCGCCGCUGGGAGGGGUGGUGGGCGCGGCUGCGGUGGUGUCGCCUGUGUUCCCGGCGGCGGGCAGUGCGGGCAGCGCGGGCUCCAAGAACUUCUUGUCUUCAUACGAGGGGGGGAUUUCCCCUCGGCCCAGCCUUGAGCGCGCCUCUCCAUGCCUUGCGGUGGAUCUGCGGCACUAGCGGCAGCAGCAGAGCGGGGGAGGCGACGGCUGCUGCUGCUGGCUGCUGCACCCACCGCACCGGCUGCGGCAUGUGAGAGCGGCCCUCACGACGUUGCCGUUCAUGCAAAGACAUGCACGAGUAGCAGCAGCAGCAGGUGCGGCACCAGGCGGCAUCGUGUGGAGCAACAUGCAAUCGUGCAAAGGAUCGGAGGCAUGCAACCCGAAUGAGGUUAGAGGUCAGGAAGCCAGGUUACAGACACGAGUUGAGGUUUAACAACCGCACGCGCAGGUUUUGCAGUUGUGCUGUUGCCGCAUCGGGCAGCAGCGCGUGUUUGGUAGUUGUGUUUGGGAGUGCAUGCACGUUUUGGUUUGUAUGUGUUGUUGGGGCUAGUUAUGUGGCAGACGGAGUGGCGGCGGGGUGCUAGACGGAGCUAUGUGGCCGCUUGCGUCUGUGCACGCAUCACCGCACACAUGGGGCCCGAGGGGGGCUGGGGUCGUGGUUUGGUACCAGGUGCUUUGAUGAUUUGGCACCUGGUGACGUUUGGGUGCGGUUUGUUGUACACUGUUGGUUGAUUGAUGCGUGGGUGCGAGCGCUGCCGGCGGCGAGGGAUGAGUGGCGCGGGGAGUGGGGUGGGAGAACUCCAGCGCACCGGGGGGGGGGAGUAAACACGUAUGGGGCAGGAGGUGCGUUUGUGGGUGCGAUUACCGACGCGCGGUCAUUGCGAUUCGGCGCGUGGAUGGUGUGGAAAUGGAAAGGCAGUGUUGUGUGUUGUGGUUUUGUUUGUCGGUGGUAGUGGGGGGGGGAUUGACAGUAGCAGUUAGCACUGUCUGGUGGUAUGGGAUAGGCGUGAUUGCGGCCAGUCGGGUGGGGGGGUGCGCAUUAUUUAGAGGGUUGAGGCGCCAGGCGCGUGCGGGUGCGGGUGCGACGAGUGCAGAAGAGCUUGGAGCUGUGAAAGACAAUGGCAGAAGCACACGCACAUGCGUUUGAUAGGCCCUGAAACACUGAUGGUUGUGUGCACGCAUCGGCGUUCUCUGGGUGUUCUGGUGGUGGUGGGGGGCUCGGAGGGUUGUUGUGCGGUUGUUUAGUUCAUCUGCCGUUGGGAGGCUGCGGCGGAUUGCGUGAGCUGAUCUAUACGCGUGUGGGUGUGUUUCCGGUGACCGUGCUGGCUGCUGUAGACCAAAAACAGACGCCAUUUAUCGCGGUCGGUGCUUUCUCUGCCUCCCCCGUGGAGCUAGGGUGAAGUCUUCGAGCCGCAGCUAGCUUCCAUUCUACUUCUGUGAUGUUGUUGUGCAGCAACGGCUUUGUGAUGUAUUACUUGCCGGCUAGUAGGUUGGCUUCUUUUAACGCAAGCACAUGUGCCAAAGAAGAGAAACGUGCGCGGCUUACUAUGCGUGCUGCCGAACCGGCGAGCCUAUGCUAUCUUUCAUUACACGGGACUCUUGCGAGGCAUGCGUGGCGGUAUCCGGGAUGUGUGAGCGAGGGGCUUCUAAGGGCUUAGUAAGCGCUGAUCCGUGUUCAGCUUUUGGAGCGGUGUGAUGCUACUUUGCAACUUGGGAGGGGGUCCGAGCAUAUUUACCUUCCCAUAUCUUAAUCUCAUGGAUAUUUCUUACAAGCAAUGGCGGAGCUAAGGGGGCUCCGAUGUCCCACCGACCUUCUGCGUUCCGUGUUCCGUUUAUGUCCGGAUACGUCCGGUUGGUUUGUGGAUGGAUCCUGGAAAAGGCUCAUUGGAAUUGUGGGCCUUGGCCUCCCUCGCCUGUGGUGGUGGUGGUGUGUGUUGCCCAGUGGAUUGCCCGUUGAGGUGCUCCUCGUUGCAAGUAGCAGUACUAGUAGUAGUACCGGUAGCAGUACCGGUAGCAGGGCUCCAAGCGCCAGCUGCUGCAGGGGCGGUGUGCAGCGGUGACCGGCGGUGCGGGAUCCACGGCAGCCUCCAUGCCGCCCCUGGCGCAGCCUCUGUGCAUGAUCUGUGUUGGGUUUAGCUAUUGUUGCUUUGAGUCCAAGAGGGCGCCCCUUGCCCGGCUAGCAACGCUCAGGAGUCGUGGAGACGUCUGAGAUCUGCUGAGGAGGUGCGCCGCAGCGGUUUCGAGCAUGGAUACAUCUGUACGACAUUACGCCCUAUUCAAUCGAGAUCUAGAAGCGUGGUCACGAGACGCGACCGCGUGCACCUUUACUCGUUCUAAUUGGAGAUUGUAGACUGUUUGUUGGCUCUGUGGCCAGUUUACACAUGGUGGGGCUGUGCUGGCACGCCUUGCUGCCUUGCUGCCUGCCUGCUUACUUACAGCACGGCGCAUUUCGUAACACGUCGAGGCAUGGUUGCAAAGCACACAGUUUACAUUGAUCGGAUGUGCUGUGUCAUUGUCAUGGCUGUCGGAAGCUGCUUCUCGCCAUUCACGGCACUCGUGAAAUUGCAGGCACACACCCCAGUCACAUCAUAGGGACUCCUGGACUGACGCCUCGUUUGGAAGACACGUCUUGUGUGCCUGCUGCUGCGGGUUAUUUUUGUUAGCGCGCGCAACCGUUAAACUGAAACACUAACACCGCGGUGAGGCUGCUGGUCUGGCCGGCCUGGUUCAUGGCUGGUGUGGGUACGAACACACCUUGGUUGUUUGGUUGCUUGGUUGUUGGCUGUGCUUCCCAUUAUUUACCAUGUGUUGUAUUUUGGCUAGUCAGAGCCAUUUAUUGGUCUUUGCCGGCAGGGACCUACCUGGGGGGCGGCUGCAUGCGGGUUUUACAGAUGUCCAGGGUUCUGUUGCAAGGACGCUUCUUGCACGGACUGCUUUUCUGUUUUUAUGUCACGGCUUAAGCCUGCCGCGAAUUCGCAGCACUCAGUGCUGCUUCCUCCUGAUGAGCUGCCCGCCCUGUUGCUUCGCCGUCUAUGGGGCGGAUGCGUGGGAUAUUGUUUGCGACCACAUUUGCUGGAUCACUUUCACUGGUGCUCGGCUGGGUUAAUGCAGUGGUAGGCUCUCUGCGGGCAGGCUGUGAACCUGCCUGUGCUGGCCUCCUUGUAAAGCAAACUGAAAAGAAACGACCAUAUAAGUUGCGACUGAAGGCGCCCCAACGGCCCCAAAGGCACACGGCAGCGCUAAGCAAAUAGGAUUGCAGGCCACCGCUGAGGUAUCCUGGGCUAGCAGGGCAGGGAGGUGAGGUGUUUCUCAGCAGGCAUACCGCGUUUCUGUAGGAGCACCGGUAUGUGGGCAAGCGAGCCGUUGUCCAUGCUAUGUGAUGUAACAUGUGAAGGGCA
Astrephomene gubernaculifera is the source of this 6361-nucleotide messenger RNA. Lineage: Eukaryota; Viridiplantae; Chlorophyta; Chlorophyceae; Chlamydomonadales; Astrephomenaceae. The record is from the annotation of a GenBank genome assembly.